UCUCAAACACUGUGUCAGUCAGCACAGAUCACCGUAUCUGUUUUGAAUGUACAAGAAUUCUCUCUGAGCUGAAGAUAUGGUUUUAAUUACAUUAUUAGGUUUAAUUUAUGCAGUGGCACAAGUUCUGGUACCAUGCCUUCCUCCAGCUCCCCUGUCCAGUGAAGUCCUAUCUACUGACAAGUAUUUAGGAAAGUGGUAUUACAUUGGAGUAGCUUCAUGGAAAGAUGAGGACAUUGAUAGCUAUAAGUCAGUGGAUAAUUCAGUUGCUGAACUGAAAAAAGGUGAAAACAACACUCUGAUUAUGGCUGCAGCUUUGCAACAGAAUGAUCAGUGCAACAACAUGGCCUGGACUUACCAAGCUUACCCUAAUUUCGGUCCACUCAUGAUAGAGGGCGGAGAAAGAUAUGGCUUGUUCUUUGAUGGAGAAUGGAUUAAAUGCUCCUCCUGCCUUAUUGUUGCCAAAUUCCACCCCAACACUGGCUAUUUAAGAGUGAUGUUAUUUGCACGUAGCGAGAAUACAUCGGACGACCUGGUGAACAAGUUUAAGUCAAAAAUGAAAUGCGGUGAUAUUAUCGAUAAGUUUGUGAUAUCUCCACGGACAAAAGAGUUCUGUCAACUGGAAGGAACUGGUUAAGCAGUGAUGACAACUAUUACUGCAAUAAUGGCUCACCUAUGAUGACUACACUAUACACAAGAUGGAGAUCCCCUGCAGGAGAAACACAGCUGUCUACACUUAAUUAGUUUAAUCAUCUAGAUCUGUCAGAUAUACAGUAUAUGCCUUUGUACAUUUGUCAAAUAAAAUGUUUGAUUUUGUGGUGA
Messenger RNA from Silurus meridionalis, 819 nucleotides. It is a transcript of the gene apom, whose product is annotated as apolipoprotein M. Gene Ontology annotation, biological process: cholesterol efflux; high-density lipoprotein particle clearance; high-density lipoprotein particle assembly. The record is from RefSeq and is a predicted model, not a curated record. Gene Ontology annotation, molecular function: phospholipid binding; lipid carrier activity. Gene Ontology annotation, cellular component: very-low-density lipoprotein particle; low-density lipoprotein particle; high-density lipoprotein particle. NCBI's taxonomy places the organism in Eukaryota, Metazoa, Chordata, Actinopteri, Siluriformes, Siluridae. The transcript is spliced from 7 exons. The coding region runs from base 77 to 634 and encodes 185 amino acids.